Osmerus eperlanus (European smelt) is the source of this 797-nucleotide messenger RNA. RefSeq names its product stress-associated endoplasmic reticulum protein family member 2 (gene serp2). The transcript is spliced from 3 exons. Gene Ontology annotation, cellular component: endoplasmic reticulum. The record is from RefSeq and is a predicted model, not a curated record. The coding region runs from base 135 to 332 and encodes 65 amino acids. NCBI's taxonomy places the organism in Eukaryota, Metazoa, Chordata, Actinopteri, Osmeriformes, Osmeridae. Gene Ontology annotation, biological process: endoplasmic reticulum unfolded protein response.
UGGAAGGCAGCGCACAUCCUUCCAAGCGCGCGACAGCAGGUGCAGAGGAGUGGGGUUCUGGCGGCAUCAUUAGCUUACUGCAUCAAAACAAAGCGGAAUACAUAAUUUUUCAUAAAGAAUACCACUCUCAGAAGAUGGUAGCAAAACAAAGGAUCCGUAUGGCAAACGAAAAACACAGCAAAAACAUCACACAGAGAGGCAACGUUGCAAAGACGCUGCGACCACAGGAAGAGAAGUAUCCAGUCGGGCCUUGGCUUCUGGCUCUCUUCGUCUUUGUUGUCUGUGGAUCAGCCAUCUUCCAGAUCAUCCAGAGUAUCCGGAUGGGAAUGUAAUCCAGAGGACCCACUCAAGAGUAUCUCUCCUCCGUAACAUCUUCCUGGGGUAGUUGGUCACCAUCAGCCAGAGUCCUUUACAGGCCAGGCUAGCCAGAAACACGGACAACUUUGCCGACCCGGAGCAAACUCGCUGAAUCUGUCUGACAACUCUUCCCCUGUAUCCCUCCUUCCAUCCUCAUCCUUUCCUCUAUCCUCAUCCCUCCUUCCAUCCUCACCCUUUCCUCUAUCCUUAUCCCUCCUUUGCUCAGCGUUUACAUUGUCCUGGGACUGAUUUUUCUACUCACUGGCUGAACCACACUGGCUGGACUUUCCCCCUACAGUGUCUUAGCACUUGUGUGUUUGUGUGCAUUUCUUUGUGUGUGUGUGUUUGUUCGAUUACGUGACUCCUGCUGACAAUGUACCACAGUACUUUGUUUCUAAAAUUAUCUGUGUUGCGUGAGAACCUUUUUCAAAUAAAUGUGA